AUGCUUACUAAAAAUGCUCAUCAUAAUGCUCCAGCUGAGGACAGCGUGGUUGAAUGUAACUCCAAACUGGACCCAACGAACACAACGUUCCUCAAGAUGGCGGACAGCGGUGGGUUACCACAGGUCACUCAGCCUGGAAAACUGACAGAAGCAUUUAAAUAUUUCCUCCAAGGCAUGGGAUACAUGCCAUCAGCCAGCAUGACUCGCCUUGCCCGAUCACGUACCGCGUCUCUCACCAGUGCCAGUUCUGUGGAUGGAACUCGCCCCAGACCUUGCACCCAGUCAGAAAGCAGCGAGGGCAUCGGGCAGAUAAAUCACACCAUGGAAGUGUCCUGCUGAAUGCCUGCCGACCCAUGUACCAGUCAGCCCUUCCUCCCACCCUUUCAUUCCCCACUUCUUUACUGGUUUUGCUUACUGUUUCCCACCCCCCGCAGCCCCCUUUAAUUCGCGCCUGGCGUUUUUUGGGGGGGAAUUCUACUCGAACAACGAAUGCGGUUCACCUUCCAUCUGGUCCAGUGUUUUAGGGCCCAUUCCUGUUAGAUGUCAGCCAGGGGAUUGUGGGAGAUUAGGGGUGCGGUAAUGGCCAGCAGUCCCUGCCAUCAAGGUAUGUCAUGGUCUACCAAUGGCUGAUAGGACAGUAGAUUGUUUACGUUAUGUUUAUCUCUAGUGAACUGGGCCAACUUGGCAGGAAUCAGUCUGGACAAUGGGAGGACACAGUUCUUGCUGAUGAAGAUUAGCUUUCACUUGAUGAAAUAUAGAGGUGAUCUCUUACAAGCAGUGGUAGUUGGAGGUAUUCUCAUGACACGGUUGACCUGGAGUUUUUUUUAUUUAUAAAGCACUAACGUAUUCUAAAGAGCCAUACAACGGGUUCACAAAACAUAUGAACAGGUUUCAAGAGAGAUCUGCGGUUCUUUAUUUGAUCUGCUUGUCUGAUUUGGCGUGAUCUGUUGGUCUCGUGGUAUCAGACAUUGUGCUAGUGUCUAUGGGAGUGAAAGCCAGGCCCAUGUAGCUCACUGCUGUCUAUGAUUCUAGCUGGUGUGGUGUGGCUUAUGUCUAACUGGCGAUGAAAGUGAUGCUGUCCUGAUGCCACGAGGUUGGAAGGGUUUGUUAUGAAGGCAGUGAAUGUGCCACAGACUUGGUCAGAGCGCGUGUAUGGUGCAGAAGGUAGACUGAUGGAUCACAUUGAGGAGUUAGGUCUGUGCCAUGGACAGGAUUCCACAAACCUCAUGUGUCUGAUCUGUAUUCUGUCUGCUCCACUCCCACCAUGGUGUUGCCCCCAAGUGUUCUAAUUCUAGAGUUACCUAUAUACAUAAUCUCCCAUCCCCCUUCUCUCCUUGUGGCUCCAUGCUUUGUGUUCUGUAUGUUUUUUUUAAGGUGGAAUUUAUUGGCUCCUGGUUGUUCUAUCUCCUGUGUGCACAGUGAUUCUGUAACCUUAUAGAAUAUGUAGGAUACUGUUUCGUGUGUACAUUGCAAUGCUUGAUGCUUUUAGUUGCAUUAAAGCUGUCAAUACAAACUAUACCAUGCUGAGUCGAGAGAAUAUACGCGAAUUCAUGUUGGAAAAUCUGAAUAAAAUACUCAAAUCUGAAAAAAAAAAA
Molecule: messenger RNA, 1595 nt
Organism: Pelobates cultripes (western spadefoot toad)
Lineage: Eukaryota; Metazoa; Chordata; Amphibia; Anura; Pelobatidae
Source: the annotation of a GenBank genome assembly